Messenger RNA from Toxorhynchites rutilus septentrionalis, 2719 nucleotides. RefSeq lists its product as uncharacterized. The record is from RefSeq and is a predicted model, not a curated record. Lineage: Eukaryota; Metazoa; Arthropoda; Insecta; Diptera; Culicidae. Gene Ontology annotation, cellular component: nucleus. Gene Ontology annotation, molecular function: zinc ion binding. Bases 120 to 2474 code for a protein of 784 amino acids. The transcript is spliced from 2 exons.
GUUCGGCGAGCCUAUCGAUCUGUGCUGUUAAUCUGUGUUAUAAAAUUUCUGCUUCAAUUUCAAAAAUAAAAACAAAUUACCAUCGUUUCUAUGAUUGUUCUGAUCAAAAGCAAUUAGCGAUGGAAAACUAUUGCAGAGUUUGCCUCCGAUCUGAUGAAUUUAAGAAGGUACACCUCACAACCGUAUCGCAGAUCGGUGAUAUGCGAAUUGACGAUAUGAUUGCAUUCUGUACACAAUUAGAGGUAAAUACAGAAGACAGCCUCCCUCAACAGAUAUGCAUCGAGUGCAUGGCAGCACUCAAUUCGACAUUUGUAUUUCGAAAACAGUUCUAUCGUUCAGAUACCACUUUACGCGAGAUGUUUAAAAGGUUGGCGUGUGAACCAUGUCUAGUGCCAGUGCGCGAUUCAGAUGUUCUUCCACAAGUACCAAUCGCGUCUGAUGAUCUGAAUAAAAUAACAAUCAAACAGGAUUUUUCAGAAGAAGAUGAAUGUUUGACCAUGAUUGAAUAUGAUGAAUCUCUAGCAAUAGAUGCAAAUGAAAUAUUGCCUUCCCAAGAUCCGAAAAAGACGGACUCUCGAACUAAGAAAAGAUAUGUUUGUGAAGAUUGUGGAUACAAUACAUCUCUCGCUAACAAUUUCAAUCGGCACAAAAAAAGACGUCGAGAUUGUGCGUUUGAAAAACAAGCUCGAAUUUUGAGAUCACAGAGAGAUCUUCUUAGAAAGAAGCCCCGUUUAUCGGAGAUGAGAGAUUUCUUUUGCGAAGAAUGCGAAUAUAUUACGAAGAGGAAAGCCAAUUUGCAACGGCAUCAACAAACGUUUCAUCCGUAUGCUGUGAAUGACGCGCUUUCAGAUAUUCUGGAGCAGACUGUACAGAACAUUGACCCGGUAUCGAAUAACUCGGAGGCAUGUUGUGGACCUAAACUCGAUGAACCGAAGGAAGCUGACUUCCUAUCGAAUGAUGCGGACGCAUCGCAAGGGCCGAAAGAGACUGUUCAGAACGAUACUUCACUACCGGAUGAAUUGAAGACAGCCUUUGAAUCGAUCGAUACGGUUACUUGUUAUGCGCCUGUGUUGAACGACAUUCCUGUAACAAGCGGAAAAGGCCGAGUUGUUCAUGUAUGCAAAAAAUGUGGCUAUAGCACAAGCAAGAGUCACAAUCUUUCACGACACCAAAAUGUGCGACAGCACACACAUUUCGGAAGAAUCACAAUUACGAUACCUGAGGACAAAUCACAUGAAAAAUCCUCCGAUACGUUGCGCACAGCAUUCUUCUGUGAGGAUUGUGGCUAUCAAAAUUAUUCUCACUCGAUAUUCAACCGACAUCAGGCAUCCUGGAAGCAUACCAAUUUCCAUACGUUCCAGAAAUAUUUUCCAAGAAAAAGAGCGGCAAGUGAAUAUGUGUGUCCACUUUGUGGUGAGAUGUGUCCCUCUAGAGUUAGCCUAAGACGACAUACCACAAAAUGCUGGAGAACUUUGUACAAAGAAGAGGAUACGGAGAAACAGGCAUCUGAUUCAGAUGCCACUCGAACUGAUCCCGCGGAACAGGAUACAAAUACAAUAUUUGCAAAACUUGAUCCGACAUCAGUACAGAAAUCAUUGAAUAUCAAUAUCGAUCAAACAUUACCGCAAAUUUACGACCUCUCUUCGUUGACACAAACAACACAAGAUGAGAUAAACAUCAAACGAGAGUUUUUGGAACCAGACGAUUGUCUGGAUUCAGCGGUGAAUGAAUAUAACGAAUCUCUAGCGACAGAUUUAAAUGAAAAAGAAACUUCCGGAGACACUGACGAGAUGAAAAUUGUUCGAGUUGCAGAUUCACUUGCGAAUUUUAAAUCGCUCAAAAUCGAACAGCAAAAUUGUGCAUCAGCAAAAAAAUCCGUUUCGGAAAUAAAAGAUAUAUUUCUGAGGAGUAUGAAAUCUCUUUCGAAUAACCCAAAGAUGAGAGAGCGGAGAAUUUAUUUCUGCGAAGUAUGCGGAUACAACACAGUGAAGAAAGCAAAUUUUGUUAGGCAUCAGAAAGCGCUCCUGCAUCAUUCUCCAGAGAGCGACAAGCAUGACGACUCGAAGUACACUGUCCAGUACUAUGCUGCGCUGUUGGAUGAAACGGAGGAAUCGUUUGGCGAUCCUUAUAGUGCUCAGUGUGAGGAUUCUCAACUGAAUGAUACGCAUUUGAUCCCGGAACGUACAAUUGAAAAAUCAUCCACCCAAAAAAGAUUGCAGAAGGGCUUCUAUUGUGAGGAUUGUGGCUAUAAAAAUCAAUCUUUUGCGAAUUUUAUUCGACACCAGGCUUCCAGGAAUCACACCAAUUCCCACACGUUUAAUGGACUUAUUACGAGGCAAAGAGCGUUCAAACCAAGAAAAUGCGUGUGCCCGCAUUGUGACGGAAAGUGUAUCAGCCGAGAUUCCUUGAAGCGACAUUUGAUGAAAUGUCAAGUUGCAUUGAAAAAAGCAGAAAUGGUGCGCACUGAUGAGUAAGAUAAGAUCGAUACAUAAAUAAUCUGAUUGCGUUGGAAAAACUAAUCCUCGAAUGUAACUGCGUCAAACUCUAGAUCGUGUGAUUUUUCAAUACAUACAUUUUAACGUAAAACAGUACUAUGACACAAUGCUUAUGUUGAGUAUUUUUAAGGCAGUUAUUGCUUCGUCCAAACCACAUUGUAAAUUGUGUACCGCAAUAGAAUAUAUUACCUUACCACAUAUAAUGUUAAUGUAUAAUAAUUCAG